Sipha flava (yellow sugarcane aphid) is the source of this 1577-nucleotide messenger RNA. Its product is annotated as monoacylglycerol lipase ABHD12-like. Lineage: Eukaryota; Metazoa; Arthropoda; Insecta; Hemiptera; Aphididae. Gene Ontology annotation, biological process: monoacylglycerol catabolic process; phosphatidylserine catabolic process. Gene Ontology annotation, molecular function: monoacylglycerol lipase activity; phosphatidylcholine lysophospholipase A1 activity. The record is from RefSeq and is a predicted model, not a curated record. Gene Ontology annotation, cellular component: endoplasmic reticulum membrane. Bases 469 to 1530 code for a protein of 353 amino acids. The transcript is spliced from 11 exons.
UUCGUCAUCGCGAAUAUCAUCGGCGGGCCGCGGCGGUGGACGGAGGAGGGGUGAAAGUCGAACGGCUUGGCCAAUGUGCCAAAAUGCCAAUAGUCGCCUGGUCGCUACGCCACGCACAGGGACGCGUUUACUCACCGUCACACGUCGUACGGAAGCGGAACGAGUCCGCGUCAAAUCGAUUCCAGUCGUCGCCGCCGCCACCGCCGCCGUAGUCGUUGUUGUUGUUGUUCCUGUUCAAUUCACAUUGUUACGAUGUCACCGAGAUCGCCUCACUUGUCCGAUGGUAGAUCCGUUUGAUCCGCAAUACCGCCCGUACGACUAUCGCGUCGUUAGCUAUUUAUUCACUGAUAUUUAUUUGAAAUGACUUUUAAAGGCUGUAUGAAAAGGAUUGUUGUAUUUUAGAUCUUUCAAUUUCAAACUACUUUAUUAUAGCUUCGUUGUGCUGUGAAAAAUACAUAUAUCUCAAUAAUGGCACCAUGCAUGUAUUUUUCAUUUAUGAAACCUGUGAUGAUAUUCUUAUUAAUUUGUGUUCUCGCGACAUGCUACAUAACAACGAGUUUCUUUGCGAUAAUAUUAUUUCUCAUAUUCAUAGUUGUACCUAUUGUUUUUCGGUACUCGCCAUCACUUCAAAGAGGAAUGAUUUUUCUUAAUUAUGUCCGUAGACCAUUCAACGUAAACUAUAGCCAACCCGAAGUUUAUGGUCUCAGAGGAACUAGAAAUUUUUACAUAAAUACAAAUGAUAAUAUGACAUUAGGAGUUUGGCAUGUAUUACCACGUAAUCUAUUGGACAAAUACGAAAAGGAUAAAUCGAAUUACGAACAGCUUUUAAGCCACGGCGAACCGAUCGUGAUUUACAUGCACGGUAACUCGGGUACCAGAGCUAACGAACAUCGAGUACAGCUUUACCAUGUCCUAAGGAAUAUCAACUGCCAUGUGUUAGCUGUAGAUUACAGAAGUUAUGCCGAUUCUACAGAUGUGGAAGUGAGCGAGUUAGGAGUGGUGACCGACGCGAUGGAAAUGUUUAAAUGGACACAUAAACGUGCAAAUGGAACACCAAUCUUCGGCUGGGGUCAUUCAUUAGGCACUGGAAUUGGCUCACAUGCGUAUUCAUUGCUAGAAAAAGAAGAUAUUUAUCCGAAUGGUCUCAUACUAGAAGCGCCUUUUACCAAAAUGAGUGAUGAAAUAAGAGAAUAUCCACUUACCAAGAUUCACCGUAUGUUACCAUGGUUUGAAUUUUUCAUCAUUGAGCCUGUACAAGAAAAUAAUAUUAUCUUUGAUACGGAAAAACAUUUGAUGGAUACGAAAAUGUCAAUACUAAUUUUACAUGCAAAAGAUGACAUUGUAAUUCCUUAUACACUAGGCGAAAAGUUGUACAAUCAUAUAUUGAAGACUAGAGUAAAUGCUACUACUGAAUUAGUUUUGUAUGAUGCUCAUCUUAAGUUUGGACAUAAAUUUAUAUGUAAAGAUAAAGAAUUAGGGAAUCGAAUAAGAAAAUUCAUUGACGAUUCUAUAAAUAAUGCACCUCAAUAAAUGUAUACUUAUCUCAUUGGCCGUUACUAUAGAUGUUAAUAUUGCAC